AUGCCAGUCAGGCUGGAGGAGCUUCCGUCAAGCACAGCAUACUUCUACGAACCUUCAUCGAGGACGCACGUGUACAUCCUUGGGACCUUCCAUGUGUCGCAGGCAAGCACAGAAGAUGUCCGGCAAUGCCUCCGGCUCCUCCGACCGCGAGUUGUCUGCCUCGAGCUCUGCUUGGAUCGCUUUCUGUGCAUGUUCGACUCGUCGCCGUCCAAAACGAAAGAGGAAAGAGGAGGGUCGAUCAUGAACAAGAGCAUCGCCGAUCUUUUCAUCUCUUCUGUUUACGCCAUCCUGCAGCGAGCGGGAAUGGAGUCAGGAGGAGAGUUUGUAGCUGCGGUGCAGGAAGCCAAGGCCCUUGGCUGCUCAGUGGUCUUGGGCGACAUCAACGCCACCGACACGUUCGACGAGCUUUCAAAGCUUGUCAGCAUCACAGAAAUGUUUGACAUCCCCUCGGCCCUGCGAGGGAUCCGGGGGUUCGCAAGCUCCUUUACACCGAGUGCAGGCGGACGCGUCGACUUUCUCCAAGUCUUCAGCGACUCUCGGAGGAUCCUCGAGCUGGUUCCUUUCUCAGCUGCCAUCUUUCUCAGCUCGUCAAUCCUAACAACGAUUGCAUGGUAUGCUGAGAGCGCUGCCGGCGUGUCGCAAGCCUCUCACGAGUCAGUCGAUGAUCUGAUCGUUUCUAUCCCUCUCAUCGUCAUCUUUGCCUUGAUCCCGCGAAUCCAUCCAGUCUUGAUCGAAUCGCGUGACAAGUUCUUACUGAAAUCAAUCCUCGAAUGUUGCUCCUUGCGCAAACAGCUGCCAGACACUAGGGAGCAGCUUAGAAACAACACAGUGCUUGCUAUCGUCGGGCUGCUGCAUGUGAACGGGAUGCUGCGAAUGGCAUCGAGCGAAACGGCACUAGACGAGGCAUCAUACCAUGCUGUGUGGUUGAAUGACCAAGUAUCCGGUGCUUCUCGACGUCCAGGCGCCUCAGCCCAUUUACAAGAACAACCCGAUACGUAA
Molecule: messenger RNA, 999 nt
Organism: Guillardia theta CCMP2712
Lineage: Eukaryota; Cryptophyceae; Pyrenomonadales; Geminigeraceae
Exons: 5
Coding region: 1-999 (332 amino acids)
Source: RefSeq, a predicted model, not a curated record